This is a messenger RNA of Mizuhopecten yessoensis (Yesso scallop), 1840 nucleotides long. RefSeq lists its product as uncharacterized. Bases 176 to 1411 code for a protein of 411 amino acids. Gene Ontology annotation, cellular component: plasma membrane. The record is from RefSeq and is a predicted model, not a curated record. The transcript is spliced from 3 exons. Lineage: Eukaryota; Metazoa; Mollusca; Bivalvia; Pectinida; Pectinidae.
GAUGACAUAAUUAAGCACGUCCUAUAUAUCGACAGUCUACACACUACUGGCUGAAAUGUUUGUAUUGAAAUGUAAACCCUGUUCGCGGUGCUUCUUCUCCGAACGGUAUUGUUACUAAUGUUAAAACAGAGCCGACAUAACGAGAAAUGAAAUAACAAACUUUGACCAGGAAGCCAUGGAACUAAUCAUGGUUAUUUACAUAUCAUUGGUUAUUGGACUAUUCACGUCUUCAAAGGCAGCGGAUCCUGUUGGUUGCACGUACUUUUCAUCUGAAAGGAAAUACGAAUGCUCCGCGAGGACUUGCAGCUUCCCAUUGGACCUUACUACAUUUGACAACGUCCCCCAAGUUUUACACAUCACAGAUUUUUCGGGUGAGCUUGCAGCUUCCGCUCCAAUCGGUCCUACCUUCUCCAACUUCCUGUCCAUCGUGACGAGUGGAUUUGAUACCAGGAUCGUCCCGAGUUUGGUCGUUCGUUGUCACGCCGGAAGCUCUGUUAUCCUGACAGCGGGUGCGCUCGCUGGAAUGAAUUACAUUAAAGACUUUCGCAUCAUUGACUGUAAUAUCUACAACAUCCCGGACGAGAUGUUCGCGGACCUGGUGGAGCUUAACUACCUUGGAAUCGAGGGCGGUGCCAUUCAUAGCUUCGGCUUCAAUAGCUUCACGUUGCUGAACAUAUAUGCGAUGAGUUUUGAAAACAGCGGAGAUUCUCUCGGAACACUCUCCAUUCGUAACUGUAACGUCACAGACGGAAAAUUACCGAAUGGGGUUUUAUAUAGCUUGCCAAACGUUAAGAAUAUUGUUCUUGAAAAUACUAACAUCGCCACUUUACAGACUGAUAUGUUCCAAGUGACUACCAAAAUCACGUCACUAACAAUCAGUAACAACCCACUUACAUCAAUACCUAGUGGUCUAUUCAAUGAGGCAGCUGGCUUGCUAUCAGUGGAGGCAAACGGAAUAGCCUGGGACUGUAGCUGUUCCAGCUUGUGGUUGUUUGACUAUGCUGUAGCCAACAACAUCACUUUACGGGGUGAUUUUGUGUGUUCGUCUCCGGCUGAGCAAUCGGGGAAACGCGCUGAGGAAUAUAAAACGGAGUACUGUACGACAGUGGACAUAUGUGGCAGCGUGUCUGGUGUAGCUGUAGGUAGCUACUGUCUGUCGGCCUGGUCUAUAUCAAACAGCUGCGUGGUGCUGAUCUCCCUCACUAUUUCCUGUGUUGCCUUGUGUCUCGCGAUAUGUACCAGGAAGGAGCUCAGCCCAAUGAUCGAAAACCCUGACAAAGCAGACACAAAAACCAAAAACCCAACUGCAUCCAAGACAUUCGCAGCAGAGCAAUUCAAUCAGAAGGCAGAGCUGACAAAGAUGAAGAAGGAUGAUGGACAAGUUUUCGUUCAGAAGUGGGAAGGAUUUUAGAUACUCUCGUGUGAAGAAGAUGGAUGGACAAGUUUUCGUGCAGAAGUGGGAAAGAUUUUAGAUACUUAACUCUAAAAAAAGCAAAAAGAAAAGAUUGUAAAAUUAGUACCUGCUUGCACAUUGAUGUGAAAAUAUAUGUAUAAUUGUAAUGAUUGAAUACAAUACAUUGGUGUCCCUUUCUCGAUAACACAUGAGAAUCCCACGAAACCUUUCCUGUGAGUGGUUCAAUGAAGGUGUUCUCGUAGUUUCAACAAUACGUGUAAUGUUAUCACAUUGUAAAACGAAUGUGUACAACUAAACUCAUCCAAACCUUCAGACUACAUACACACGUUACUAUGUCUGUCACUAUACCUACGAACUUAGGAAUCACAUACAUGUGUUUAAACUUUAGUUUUUUGAUAUUGAAAGCCAAAAAUAUUAAAACUCUAC